UAAAAAAUGACAAAGUAUGAAUACCAUCUAUACCUUUAUUACCUAUCUUUCUCGAUUUUCCAACCAAACAACAACAAUGGAGAACCAUCUUCAACAUUCCUUAACCAUCAUUCCUAAACCGGAUCUAAUCAAAGAAGAACAACGUUAUCACGAAGAUACGGUGAGCUUGCAAGCGGAGAGGAUUUUGCAUGCCAUGACCUUCCCCAUGGUUCUCAAAACUGCUUUGGAGCUUGGCGUUAUCGACAUGAUCACUUCUGUAGAUGACGGCGUGUGGCUCUCGCCUUCUGAGAUCGCUCUUGGUCUCCCAACCAAGCCCACCAAUCCGGAGGCACCAGUAUUGCUGGACCGGAUGCUAGUUUUGUUAGCCAGCCACUCAAUCUUGAAGUACCGUACGGUAGAAACCGGAGAUAACAUUGGAAGUAGAAAGACCGAGAGGGUCUAUGCAGCUGAACCGGUUUGCACGUUUUUCUUGAACCGCGGAGAUGGCUUGGGCUCUCUCGCCACUUUGUUCAUGGUACUCCAAGGGGAAGUCUGUAUGAAGCCUUGGGAACAUCUCAAAGACAUGAUAUUAGAAGGAAAAGAUGCAUUCACCUCUGCUCAUGGCAUGAGGUUUUUCGAACUCAUUGGUUCGAACGAACAAUUCGCUGAAAUGUUUAACCGGGCAAUGUCGGAAGCUUCCACAUUGAUUAUGAAGAAGGUUUUAGAAGUUUACAAAGGAUUCGAAGAUGUAAAUACUUUGGUGGAUGUGGGAGGAGGAAUUGGAACAAUCAUAGGUCAAGUGACUUCCAAGUAUCCUCAUAUUAAAGGCAUCAAUUUCGAUCUAGCAUCGGUUUUAGCCCAUGCUCCUUUUAAUAAAGGUACACGGCCACUAAGUGAUAAUUAAAAUUAAAAAGUUACCGCUCUUAAAAUUAUCAUAUUACUCUUGCUCAAUAUUACAUAUAGGAGUGGAGCAUGUUUCAGGAGAUAUGUUUAAAGAAAUUCCAAAAGGAGAUGCCAUCUUCAUGAAAGUAAGUAGAAAAUGAAAUGGUUAAUGAUUGACACUUUGACAGUGGAUACUACAUGAUUGGACUGACGAAGAUUGUGUAAAGAUCCUAAAAAAUUAUUGGAAAAGUCUUCCCGAGAAAGGAAAAGUGAUAAUAGUCGAGGUGGUUACGCCCGAGGAACCAAAGAUUAACGACAUUUCUUCUAACAUUGUGUUCGGUAUGGACAUGCUGAUGUUAGCAGUAAGCUCAGGUGGUAAGGAGAGGUCUCUUUCCCAAUUCGAGACUCUAGCCUCUGAUUCGGGUUUUCUUCGUUGUGAAAUCAUUUGUCAUGCCUUCUCAUAUAGUGUUAUCGAAUUACACAAAUAGGCUCGACAUUUUACCAACAAAAAUUACGAUUCAUCUCUCGUACAGUCGUACUUGCGGAGACUAUAUAGAGUGGUUGUAAUGUGUAAAAUAAUCUGUGUAUUGUUUUUUUUAUUUAUGUGAUUUAAACAAAUAGCAUGGUAUUAUAUAAAAAACAAUGUGUUGAUAUACCA
Molecule: messenger RNA, 1519 nt
Organism: Arabidopsis thaliana (thale cress)
Lineage: Eukaryota; Viridiplantae; Streptophyta; Magnoliopsida; Brassicales; Brassicaceae
Product: O-methyltransferase family protein
Exons: 2
Coding region: 17-883 (288 amino acids)
Cellular component (GO): cytoplasm
Molecular function (GO): protein dimerization activity; O-methyltransferase activity; methyltransferase activity
Source: RefSeq, marked reviewed